UUCCCAUGUCAUGAUCAGUCAGCAAAGCAGGUUGCUCGUCAACUCUGGGAUCGAUACUUCUGUGUCUACGGCUUUCCAGAAAGAAUUCACUCCAACCAAGGAGCCAACUUUGAGAGCCAGUUGAUCCGAGAGUUGCUGCUGAUCUCUGGGGUAAAGAAGUCGAGGACAACGGCUUAUCAUCCCAUGGGAAACGGUGUGGUUGAACGCUUUAACCGGACAUUGGGAAGCAUGAUCAGAGCUCUCCUGCCAAGAGCCAAACAAAAAUGGCCCCAAAUGUUGCAGACAUUGACUUUCGCCUACAACUGCACUGCCCAUGAGUCGACGGGCUAUGCCCCGUUUUAUCUAAUGUACGGGAGAAUUCUCAGUUGACGUAAUGUUCCACAAUGUGGAGAGGGACUGUGACAUUGCUGACUAUGAUAAAUAUGUCCUCAAACUGAGGGAGGAGCUAAAAGAGGCAUUAUCAUCUGCCCAGGUCAAGGCUGUCACCAGUCAGCGUCAUCAAACAGAACUGUACAACCAAAGGACCAAAGGUCAUGACAUCGCUGAGGGAGACCAAGUAUUCUUGUCAAACAAAUGUGAAAGGGCACGUAAGAAGUUGUCGGACAAAUGGGAGUCUGUCCCGUAUGUGGUUGUCUCAAGAGACCCAAGGUGCCAUACCUACCGGAUAAGGAACACUUGCAGUGGUCAUGAAAGGGUUGUCCAUCGCAAUCGCCUUUUGUGUGUCAACUUUCUUCCGCUUAAGUUGGAGAAUGAAGAGGAUGUUGAAUCAUCAUUCACUGAAUCAUCUGAGUCAAGGCAUGAUGAGACACAAAGUCGGGUUUCGGAUGUGAUGACGGGAGAUGUCACAGAAGAACGAACAGCCAGUUGGAUUCUGGAUAGUGCUUCUGUCAAUUCGCCAUCAGAAUGUCUGGAUGCUGAUGAGGAGCUUGAAGACCCUGAUCUGGAUGAAAGUGCUAGCCAGAGGCCAAAGAGUGUGUCAAGUGUGGUUGAUGGGACAGGCCAUGGUGACGACCCCCCAAGCACAGCAAUCAGUGUUGUCUCCCGUAUAAGAACGAGGGUGGGUAGGCUGGUGAAACCUGUAGAUAGGCUAAUUCAGAACAUGACCCAGAAGAAAAUAUCUGUUUGAGUUACAAACCUCUGUAAACCUUCAAUUACCAUAAGAUAGUUGUUUAAUCCAAUGUUUGGGUCGAACAUGUAUUACAGUAGCAGUGAUAAAUAUUAGGUACUCCUUGUCUUGUGAAAGGUAUAUUUUUGUAUUACUACCUUUGUAAAUUAAUGUGUAAGGUGGUGUAAAAGGCACCUCUUUUUGCAAGUGUACCCAGGAGGGUUGCGCAGCCCUCCUUGGCCAUUUUCUCAGUGAUGUGAGUAACUAAUAAGUUGCAUAACGUGAAUGUAUUGGAGUACUCUGCUAAGUCUUGAAGUAUUUUGGUGAAGUUCAGAGGGGAGUAUGUAGCCGAGCUAAAUUUUAUUCUAUUUUAUUUUAAUUUUGGUCAUUUAUUCACAUCAUUUUUUGUGGUGAACUUCCCCAAAAGUGUUUCUCAUUGUAAAUAGGCUCCACUCUAUUAUUUUCCAUUACAUACCUUUUUGUUUCCCUGGGGGGUGAUUUGGCGUUGCACCUUUGUGACCAACUUCAGUGAGCACUGACGCUCGGAGCUGUGGAGAGAGAUCGUUUUUGC
This is a messenger RNA of Nerophis lumbriciformis (worm pipefish), 1676 nucleotides long. NCBI's taxonomy places the organism in Eukaryota, Metazoa, Chordata, Actinopteri, Syngnathiformes, Syngnathidae. The record is from RefSeq and is a predicted model, not a curated record.